Molecule: messenger RNA, 2045 nt
Organism: Bactrocera oleae (olive fruit fly)
Lineage: Eukaryota; Metazoa; Arthropoda; Insecta; Diptera; Tephritidae
Source: RefSeq, a predicted model, not a curated record
GCCUGUGGCACCACUGUGCACAGCAAUUCGCAAUGAUCGUAAUGAAAAUUUCUACUUGCAAGUAAUAGCUUUUGCGCAACAACAGUAACAACACCAAAACCAACAACAUGACUAACAAUAAAACCGAUAAAACGCAAUAAGAAAGUCAACAAAAGUUAGGCAACUGACAAACAGGGUAGCAUGCAACAACAACAAUUCAAAAACAAUAGCAAUCAGCGAAAUUACCAGUUUCGCUUUCAAACUUGUGUACGGAACAUUUUCAUUUCAUUCGUAGCGCAGCGUGCGCAAAGACAACUAAUUCGCCAAAGAGCUUUAGACAAAUUUGUCCGUGGAUUAGGAAAGUUUUUAGUCCUUAAAAUUGGUAGUGCCCAGUACAUAUGUAUAUGAUAAUGAGCAAAAGUGUUUGUGUAGACUAAAAAAUACGAAAUAUUAAAUAAUCAACUAAAUAAACAAUAAACUUUACUAGUAACUCUUAUACUAUGAAGCUCGCUGAUUUGAACGAGCAAUAUGCUCGCUUCCCGGAUAUCUCACGUGACGAGAUGAGAAAAUUCGUCAAUUGGAUACACGCCCAACCGCAUAUGCAGAAUUUGUCCGAAGAGGAAGCUCUGCACUUCUUUCACGCCUCCAUGAACAGCAUGGAAAUGGCCAAACAGGUGCUGGACACCAAUCUAACGGUGCGCACACAUUGCGAUGAUUUCUUUACGAAUCUAGACUGUGAGCGCUCAGAGCUGCAGCGGGCCAUGAGAACUGUCUCCAUUUGCCCAUUGCCACAGACCACACCCGAGGGUUAUCGCGUUAUAAUCGGUAAAUUAGCAGAUACAAAUGCAUCGAACUUCAAUUUUGUGGACUGCAUGAAACUUUAUUGUAUGAUUUUUGACAUGUGGAUGUCCGAAGACGGCAUACGUCCGGGUCACAUUAUGGUAAUGGACUUAAAGGGUGUCACUUUGGGGCAUGUGGCACGCAUCGGCAUUUUUCAAAUGAAAAAGUUUCUCUUCUAUUUACAGGUGAGUGUUUUCAAAACUCUCUUUUUUACAAGAUUUCCAACAAAAAAUAUGACUCUCUUGCAGGAAGCUGCCGCGAUACGUUUGAUUGGUUUCCAUUUCAUUAAUAUUGUACCGUUUAUGGAUAAAAUUUUGGCACUGAUGACACCAUUUAUGAAGAAAGAGCUAACCAGUAUACUGUAUAUACACAAUAAUCUAGAAGAUUUCUAUAAAUUUGUACCACAGUCUAUAUUGCCUAAAGAUUACGGUGGUGAUGAGUUGGAAUGUGUGCAAUUCAGAGAAACCGUUUACGCUAAGCUUAAAGAAAAUCGGGAAGAAAUGCUGCAAUUCGAAAAGCGUCAUCAAGUAAAUGAGAAAUUGCGUCCGGGAAAACCGAAAAAUGCCUCGGAGCUGUUCGGCAUUCAAGGGAAUUUCAAGAAAUUGGAUAUCGACUAAAGUUUUUAGAUUUAACAGCAUUAUUUGUUUUAGUUUAUAAAAAUUAUAUAGUUAGCUAAAGGUAUUCUUAAAAAAAUGGUGUUAUUUUUUUAAUUUUAGCUAAAAAAUGUAAAAAAAAAAUUAUUCUAAAAUGUUAAAUAAAAAAUUUAAGUUUUUUUGUUGUAGCGGGAGAAAAUAUUACUAUAGUAAUUUCGAAGCAUGGUGCCGAGUUGAUAGUCCUUGUACGGAUAAAAUUCCGGAUUCGUUCCUGUUAUUUAGACCCCACUGUCGUGCGAACGGCAUUUAUAAUUUUGUCUAUGGAAAGCAUGCCGUUCUGUUUUAAAUUAUGUAUUUUCUCAUACAAAAUAUACAAAUAGAUUGGGUCUGAAGAGAAGCUUAAUUUGCUUAAAUUUUUGGAAUAAGAAUUUUGAUAACUCAGUAUAACAAUAAUAGCAAUAAAAAAUUUUAAUGUUUCCAUUUGUACGCCGAGUGCAUUUUUCACAAAGAUUUGUAUUAUAAUUAGUUUUAAAAUUUCAAAAUCAGAAUUCAACGCUGUAUACUCUUAUUAUUCUUAUAAAAAUCAUCUAAAUAUAUUGCAAUAAUUACAAAUACAUUAUUUAAUAUUUAAAA